CCUCUGAGGGCACAUGUGCAUGUGGAGAGAUGGAUCGCUGUAAGCACGUGGUGCGCCUUCGCCUGGGCCACGACCACUCCAUCCUCAAUCCGCAGAAAUGGCACUGCGUGGACUGCAGCACCACCGAUUCGGUGUGGGCCUGCCUCAAGUGCUCCCACGUGGCCUGCGGGCGUUUCAUGGAGGAGCACUCGCUCAAACACUUUCACGAGUCCCACCACCCGCUGGCCAUGGAGGUGCGCGAGCUGGAUGUCUUCUGCUUUGCCUGCGGAGACUACGUACUCAACGACAACGCAGAGGGGGAUCUCAAGCUCCUCCGGGGGGCCCUCUCCACUGUUCGGAGCCCGGGUAGGCGCUCGCUGCGCUCCUCUGCUUGGGGUGCGUGCAGCCACCGCCUCGGGGAAAGCGCGCCGCAGCCUCCCAUGCAGCUGGCCUUGCGUCACAGGAGGAAGACUCUCCUGGCGAAGAUGCUUCAGAGGUGGACGAGCAAGUAUCGGGAGCUGCAGAACGAACGCAAAGAGAAGCUGGAGGAGGCGAGAAGACAAAAGAAAGAGGUGAAAAGGAGACUCAUGGAAGAGUUGGGCAGCGCCCCCCCUAGGAAGAGCGCGAGGCUUCUUACUCAGGCGCCACGCUCAACCAUCGCGCUCAUUCCUUGCAAGUUCCGUGACCCUCCGGAACGCCUACCUCCCCCUCCUCCUAAGAAGCCUUCCCUCCUCGCCUUACCCAGAAAGCCCCCUCCCAACGGCAGAGCUGCUAAACUGAGGCGGUACUAUUCGUCCCACUCUGCGACUCGCCGCCGUCUCGCUCCGGGGGUCACGGGCCUGCGCAACCUCGGGAACACAUGCUACAUGAACUCCAUCUUGCAAGUGCUUAGUCACCUGCAGAAAUUCAGGGAGUGUUUUCUCACUUUGGACCUGUGCGAGACCGAGGAGCUGCUGGCCAAGACGAACCACUCGCAGGGGAUGAAGGCAGUGGUGGGAAGUGUAAUCAGCAGCGGUAACGCAGAGCUGACCUCAACUCCGCUGGAAAACGUGACAGUGGGCAAAAAGGAGACUGCUCCGCCUCCCCCUCAGGCUGCCGAGUUGGUCCAGCCCAAGGAGCCACGCUGCUCCACCCGCCAGCAGAUGUCUCUGUGCCACGAGUUGCAUACGCUUUUCAGGGUCAUGUGGUCGGGCCGCUGGUCUUUAGUGUCCCCCUUCGCCAUGCUGCACUCCGUGUGGAACCUCAUCCCAGCAUUCCGCGGUUACGACCAGCAGGACGCCCAGGAGUUCCUGUGCGAGCUGCUGGACAAGGUGCAGCAGGAGCUGGACACGGAGGGCUCUAAGCGCAGGAUAGUCAUCCCCAUCACCAAGAGGAAGCUCUCCAAGCAAGUGCUCAAGGUUCUGAACACCAUCUUUCACGGGCAGCUACUCAGCCAGGUGACGUGUCUGUCCUGCAAGCACAAGUCAAACACAGUUGAGCCAUUCUGGGACUUGUCUCUGGAGUUUCCCGAGCGCUACCACAGCAUAAACAAAGGCUCCACGGCCUACCAGCGCAGCUGCACCCUCACCGAAAUGCUGUCCAAGUUUACUGAGACGGAAGCGCUGGAAGGCAGCAUUUACGCCUGCAACCACUGCAACAAAAGAAGACGGAAAACCUCCCAUAAGCCUUUAGUUCUUUCAGAAGCCCAUAAGCAGCUUCUGAUCUACCGCUUACCUCAGGUUCUACGGCUGCACCUCAAGCGCUUCAGGUGGUCGGGGAGGAACCAUCGGGAGAAAAUCGGCGUCCACGUGGCCUUCGACCAGGUUCUGAACAUCAAACCCUACUGCUGCACGGGCUCGGGUCACUCCGUCCACAGAGGCGGCUACACCUACGACCUGUCGGCCGUGGUCAUGCAUCACGGCAAAGGCUUUGGCUCAGGGCACUACACCGCAUACUGCUACAACACAGAAGGAGGUUUCUGGGUCCACUGCAAUGACUCUGAGAUGAAGGUUUGCAGUGUGGAGGAAGUGUGCAACACUCAGGCCUACAUUCUCUUCUACACCCAGAGGUCUGCUUAGUGACCUCUCGCUGUGACGUGCACCCGGACCUGCUAAUCCUCAGCUGCAUUUACGAACGGCUUGACUGGCAAGAUGGUCACCACACCUUGAAGACGAUAAGAGAGCCAAGCGCAAGACCUCUGCCAAGGUUGACCAACGUAAAAUAAGAUAGUGGAGCGCCACUGUCCAUGUUGGCAGGUCACUUCCUGGUUCAUGGAAGACACCAGGAUGAGUACACACAUCAUACUUCAGGAAUAUUUUUUAAAUUCUAUCUUCUCAAGAGACAAUACCAUAGAGUCAGCAUGGAUAUACUUUAAAGUAGUUGGUGUACAGCUUGUAUAGCAGAAAAGCUUUACAGUACUAUCCAACACACGGCCAUUAUUGUGUACACUGGCAACACAAGUGAGACCACCUCACAGUGACCAUGCCCACAUUGUGUGAAUAUUUAGUGUGAGCACCAUUGUUAUCUUGCACUGCCUUAAUCCUCUUGGACAUGGGGGUCCUCUUCCACUCCUCUACGAUGACAUCACUGGUGGAGAUGUUGCACAUCUUGUGCUCCUCCACCUUCCUUCCCUCUGCUUGAGGACUUCCUCACAGGUGCUCAGUUGGGUUCUAAUAAUAAUGGGCCACCACCAUUCCCCUCCACACUCAAUUUUGGUCAUUUCCUGUUGCCACUGUGACUCAUUCAGGAAGUGACAUAAGCAUAGCUCCAGGGUGUCGUCUUCAUCACACGCACCAAUUAUGAUCAAGAUCUGACCUUGGAGCCGAGUUAUUAACGUUUACGUUUUACGACACACUGACCAUCAAAGUUUGUCUCCAUGCCCCGCCUAUAUUUUACGGCAUAGGCCAACUAUCACCAAAUGACGGACCUCGCUGUGACCAAUUAAAGUGAAUGGGAAAUGCAAUAACAUAUAAUCAUGGUCGCGGACCGACUGCAGCGGCAGUUUGCGGGUGUACCUACUUCAGUUAUUACGGUUACGUGACAGCAAGCGCGGUGACGUCACUCAAAAUGAGCCACUGAAAUCGUUUGUUUACUUGCCGAGCGAAUGAGAACCAUGGCUUGCUCAAAAGUAAGAACAGUUGACCCAGAAAAGUGAAUGGACGGAGCGAUAUAUGUUCAUUCUUCCAUAAUCCAGCGCCAAACCGCGGUGUCUCAUAUGCUCUGAAACUGUAGCGCUGGUCAAAAGUGCAAGUAUGACACAACAGCCUGACAAAGCACAGGUCAUGCGAGGGGAAGUAUCCACCGAAGUCUGAUGUGAGAGCGCGGAAAAUAACUGCACUUAGAGCCCAGUAUGAAAAAUGUACGACAGUCAUAGCACAGCACAGCAAUGUGAACAUGAGUGUUCCCUUAGGAUUGUGUGGAUAUUGGAGCAAAACAAAACGUCUUUCACUGACGGGAGAGUUGUGAAGGAGUACUUCUAGAGAUCUUACUCAAAAGUACACAAAAAGAGGAAUUGUGUGACAAAUUCAGGCAAAUUCCAAUGUCAAGAAAAUCAGAAACUUUAAGAGGGAUGUACUGUUGCUUUUCUGUUCAUGAGACACUUAUUAAAUUCUUAUUUCAUAUUUUUUCAGAGAAACUGGUACAGUUUUAACAUAAAAAUAAGCCUCUUGUGUUCAUUCAUCGUUUGUACAGUCAAACUUUUUAUUAUUUAUGUGAAAUUUGGACCUGUUAUCUUUUAAGUGCAAUUUAGAUGCCAAAAUAAUUGCGUGGGAGGGUGAUGUGCAGGGUUUCCUUACAUUUGAUAUUCAUAUGAGCAAGUCUGUUUGACGCAAUUUAAGGCAAGUAAGGUUCGGACCUUACUCAAUUUUAAUUGAAGACCAUUGGCAUCGGCUAAGAUGCUUCAUAACAUAUCGUCAUCCAUCUGUGUAGUGUCUGUGACUUUGAUUUGGAUUCAUUCAGACAAAAUCCCUACGAGGAGUUUGGCAAAAUACGACACCUGAUUUUGGCCCCAAAUGGCUGACUUCCUGUUUGGGUGCAAACAUGGGUUUUUGAAACAGAUGUCUCCGCCAAAUUUGGUGAUUUGGGGCUAAUGAGGCGUUUUUGAGGGUUCUUGCUUCAGGACCCUUGAAACCUUUUUCACUGGGCCUCACACGCUUGCAAACUAUGGUGGAAAAGUAGUUUCUGCUUCACAAUGUCACAGUACAUGUUGGAAAUCAUCAAUCCCAGUGCCGGCAGCAUUUGCUGACUGACUGUCGGUAAAACACAAUUAUCUUGCUACUCACUUGUGUUGCCACUGUGACUACUUCAGGAAGUGACCUGUGCGUCACUUCAGGGUGUGAUCUUCAUCACCCGCACCAAUUAUGAUCAAAAGCUGUAGCAAAAGCCAGUAAUUGACCUUUACAUUUUUGUGGUGAUGCAUUUCGUCAGACUGACCAUCAGAGUUUGUCUCCAUGCUCCGCUCAUAACAUGAUCUCCCAUCUGUCUAGUAUCGGUGAUUGUGAUUUCGACUCAUUUGGUCAAAGUAGCAGGAGUAGGAGUUUGUCAAAAUACGACCUCUGAUUUUGGCCCAAAAUGUCUGAUUUCCUGUUUGGGUGCAAACAUGAGUUUUUGAGACUUUUGUGCGGCCUGGUAUGACAGACGUCCGCAACAAAUUUGAUGAUUUGGGGCAGAUUUUAUUAUUAUUUUUAAUUAUAGGGUGCAUGAUCGCGGAUACAAGCACCUGAAAUGAGUUUCCUUCGUAGGGUGGCUGGACUCACCCUAAGAGAGAGGGUGAGGAGCUAUGAGUAGAGCUGCUGCUUUUUCACAUUGAGAGGAGCCAGUUGAGGUGGCUUGGGCAUCGAGUCCGGAUGCCUGCCCAGCUGGGAGAAGGCCCUGGGGCAGACCUAGGACACGUUGGAGGGAUUGUCCCUCAGUUGGCCUGGGAGCGCUUUGGGGUCCUCCCAGUGGAACUGGAAGAGGUAGCCGGGGACCAGGACUCCUGACCCGCACCCAGAUAAGCGGAAGACAGUGGAAUGGAAUAGGAGGCGUUUAUGGCGGUUUGUGCUUUGGGACCCUUGAAAUACCACAUUUUUAAACGGGCCAGACGCUAAAUUCUGCUUCACAAUGUCAGGAUUAGGGUUGGGCAUCGUUUGAGUUUCAGCGAUUCCGAUUCUGAAUCCUUGUUUCGAUUACGGUUCCUAUUGAACCUCGAUUCGAUUCUUUUCAGAAGUAGGGGCAUAAAAGCUUGCAUGCUUUAAAUCAAGGCGAGAACCAGAGGUCUUGGAUGAAAUGUCUAAAUGUCUCCACGAUUUUUUUUUAAUUACAAGUAUAUGAACUUUUUAUGAAUGACUUUACUAUGAAUAUAAAUAUCAAACCAUUGAACUUGAACAUCAGAAGUUCAGAAGUCUUUUUACAUACUAGUACACUCUCACAAGUGAUUUUCAAUUUUGAUAACCUCAUGAAAAUACAGUUACACAUAUCCUGUUUAUGUGUUGGUGGUUGUCUAAUGAUGCAGAAUAGACAAAGUGUAACUGAACCAUGUUACUGAGCUUCUACUAACCUGCGUGCAGAAUAUCAAACAAGUACGGUGAAUGGAGUAACUCUUGGCAGGGUCUGGUCAACUUCCUGGCUAAAUCUAGCGUUGACGUCAGGUCGUUUGUCUAUGAAAAAGUACACAUCCUUACGUUAGCUGGAUAUUUGAGUUGGCCACCGUAUUCGCAAUAUAAAGCAUAAUUUGUUGGCUGCUUCAAUGUCGGCGUAAGAUCGACGUAAUUUAUUGUUUUACUUACCUGACUGGUUGAAAGUAGUCCGGCGUAGCUCGUCAAAAACGGGGUACUCUGUCCACCGUGAAGCCAGAGGUGUUUAAUCCUGUGAGUGGUGCACCCUCCUCCGUGUGAUACGAUGGCGUUACAAAUGUUACACGGCGCCCACCGUUCAUUUUUAGCAGAAUUUCAGCCCAACUUUACAGCACUGUCGCACACCGUCCAUGGUUGAAAUGGAUGAACUCAAACACCUCCUGACGCUUCUUCUUUGUUGGUCUAAUGCGACCAUUUUUGCCGCUCGGCGGUCUGGUCGAUCACCCAAAGUUUAAAAAAUUAACAAUUCUGGGAGAAUGGGAACCUUUAGUCCCGUUUCCCAUUGAUGCUCGAUGCCCAACCCUAGUCACGAUACAUGUUUCCUGUCAAUGAACCGCAGCUCCCCCAGUGCCGGCAGCAUUCGUGCAUCCCUGGACCAUGCUUGACUGUCGGUAAAACAUAAUUAUCUUGCUACUCACUUGUGUUGCCAGCUAUUUAGACAAUGUCUGCGUGUGAUUCAUUUUCAGUAGAUAGAUCUAUACUGCUUUACAAGCUGUACACUGACUACUCUAAAGUACAGGGGUUACAAUGGGUACUUGUACCACCUCCACAGAUAAAAAUGCCGUGUUAACCUUGGCGGAGGGAACUACUGAUGAAGUUUCCAGGAGCCUCGUAAGUGAAGAUGCGGGUUUGCCCGCCUGUCGGACCAGCAGACUGUGCGCGCAGGUUGGAUUCUGUCCUGCCUGCUGAACACCAAGUAGUGUGUUUGCAGAUUCUGGAGUCCGGGACUUCUAUCCCUCGCAGUCAUGUCAUGUUGUGUGUUUUUGUAGCUUUAAGUACUUGGUUGGGGCGGCUCAUUUGAAAGAAGACUGCAGGGACAGAAGAAGCUGGCGCUCCAGAUUCUCAGAUUUUUUUUUUUUUUUUUUUUAAUUUUCAAUCCUCACGGUCAAAUGUCACUCCUGGAAGCUUUUCACCCCCCUCCACCUUUCCCCUUUCUUCACGUCCUCUCCUGCUGUGAAUGCGCGCUCAUGUUUGUUUCACUUCUUUUUGUAGUCAUUGAGUGUUUGACUGCCAUCAAAGGAGGAACAAACAAAAAAGACCUCCUGACUGACGAGUGACAGAAGCUGCACUUUUUCAGGAGCUUUUUUCAGACAAGUUUUAGGAGCUAAUCGCUGAAUUUGCAUUUGAUAUCCCUAAAACUUAUCUGAAAGUAAAGAUCUACUCUAUAAGAAGCGCAUUGGAGCUCCUGCAGCAUUGUGAUUGUUUGUCUUUGUGUUCCUCAAUGGCAGCUCUUUGCGUCUGGCGUGUCGACGCAAGAGGCGAAGAAUGUUUAGGUUUUCGGUUACCUUUUUAUUAAGUUUAGCACCUGAAAGCAAUAUAUUGUACAUCUUUACCUUUGACAGGAAAACCAAGAUCAGGAAAUACUCUUGCUUGUUAUACAACUGUUUGUUUUCUACUCGACUGCUGUUUCUUACGGAGGUCUUUAGAAUUUGCUAGAAGAACCACUUGUGUUUGAUACGAGUCCAAUCCACACACUACAUUUGUGUCCAACGUGGGAACAAUCUAAUGACCAUGAAUGUCCUACUGCUUAGAGGUCAGGUGGCUUCUGUUGUGUACUGAAAAGAGAAUACCUUGUCAUCAAUGUAAUAGUCAUAUGGGUUUGCCUGACAGUAAUUAUUAAAAAGACAA
Molecule: messenger RNA, 7418 nt
Organism: Dunckerocampus dactyliophorus (ringed pipefish)
Lineage: Eukaryota; Metazoa; Chordata; Actinopteri; Syngnathiformes; Syngnathidae
Gene: usp49
Product: ubiquitin specific peptidase 49
Exons: 5
Coding region: 30-2036 (668 amino acids)
Biological process (GO): protein deubiquitination
Cellular component (GO): cytoplasm
Molecular function (GO): cysteine-type deubiquitinase activity; zinc ion binding
Source: RefSeq, a predicted model, not a curated record